AUGCAGGUGCCUGUGGGUUUCCUCUCCAAGCUCUGGAGCUUCCUGUCCUUCCUGCCCUUCUUCUUCCUCCUCCUCCUCCUUGGCUCCAUCAAAGCUGUGCUGAUUGGUCCGGUUGCGGCCGUCAUUAUUUUCUUCGGAAAUUCGGCUGUUGUUAUCGGUCUGUGGCCUGCGCAUUUCAUAUGGACAUACUAUUGUGUACUCAAAACGGAACGGGUGGGGAUGGUUUUGAAGAUACUUGCUUCUGUCUUUCUGCCAUUGCCGUUACUCCUGUUGCCUGUACUUGCUAUUGCCGGGAGCCUUCUGGGUGGCAUAGGAUAUGGAGUGUUCAUUCCACUAAUGGCAACUUUUGAGGCUGUUGGUGAGGGUGUUGCAGACAAGCUCACCCAUUGUUUCUUGGACGGCACAGUCAGUACAUUAGCUGGAGCUUGCACAGUGGUCCGUGAUUUUACCGAUUUCUGCUUCCACUCAUACUUCUCUUUCAUGGAUGAACUUAUACGGAAAUUGGGCGAUAGCGAAACUCCUCUUGACAUCAAAUUGUCUUAUCUACCGCACAGUGUGCUCGCUGUUCUUAUUGCGGUUCCUUUCGACGUGUUCAUGAUAAGCGGGGUGGCAUUGUGGAAAAGCCCCUGCAUGUUGUUGAAAGGAUGGCAAAGGUUGUGCGAGGACUUGGUUGGAAGGGAAGGACCGUUUCUAGAAACGGUCUGUGUUCCUUUCGCUGGGUUGUCCAUCAUAUUAUGGCCACUUGCUGUAAUCGGAGCAGUAAUUGCUUCAUUUCUUAGCAGCUUCUUCUUUGGCAUGCGUGCUGGAUUAAUUGCUUAUCAGGAGGCUUCUCUCCGAAUGGGACUAGCAUAUAUGGUUUCGGCAGUAGCAUUAUUCGACGAAUACACAAAUGACAUGCUUUACUUAAGAGAAGGCUCAUGUUUUCCAAGGCCCAAGUACCGGAAAAACUAUAGGAUGAACAAUGAGACUGGUCAGAAAAAUGAAGGGCACACCGUUACAUCUGAAUUCGGAGAAAAGAAGCAAAAUGGUCACCGUAAAACCAUGAAGGCUUUGCAGCGAUCAAAGACAUUUAUGGAAACAAUCCAGCGGCUCAGACCAAUUCAAAUAUGGGAUUGGCUAUUCAGAGCUAUUGAGCUGAAUGGAAGGAUAUUACUGAGUGAGGGAUUGAUUACUGCCGAGGACAUGGAAGAAUGUAUUACCAAAGGGAAAUGCAAGAAAUUGAGUAUAAAAUUGCCUGCCUGGUGUAUCCUUCAGUGCCUGAUACGAUCCGCAAAAUAUGAUUCACACGGUUUGCUCAUAUCUGACGAUGUUGAAGUGACAAACUUCAACUGGCCAAAAGACAAAGUGUUCGACUGGAUGCUCGGACCACUUCUUGUUAUAAAGGAGCAAAUGAAGAAACUGGAGCUAACUGAAGAAGAGGAGCUAUGCUUAAGGAAGCUCAUUGUGACAAAUAACAAUGAGAAACCAUCUGAUUGGGACGAUUGUGGUUUCCCGUCAAGCGAUAAUGUAAAGAGAGCUCAACUGCAAGCGAUAAUCAGAAGGUUGCAAGGCAUUGUCGUCAAUAUGUCCUGGGUACCGAGCUUCAGGAGACGGUUCAUCAAUCUGGUGAAGGCAUUGUAUCUCGAGGCGGUUGAGGCAGGUGCGAUCGACGGCUCUCGGAGCGUGAAACGCAGAAUCGAGGAGGCUGAUGCUGCUCCUGUAAGCAAGUUUGAUGGCAAAGCCAUGGAGGGCUCAUCAAACGGCGCUGCGGCACUGGGAAUUGAUGCAGUGUGAUAUUUGCUGUGUUGGUUUACACGAAAUUCACCUGGACUUGGAUCAUUCUGCUGGAAUUUUUCUGGUAACUGCGCCUACGCAUGUUAAUGCACUAGAGCAGGAAAACAUAUCAGCAUUUCAGUGUGGGUAUGCAGAGACAUCCUGUAACUCUGUAAGAGUCGGCAGAAAGAGAUCUGUGUAUGUCAAUAUGCAGCUAGGCAAGGUUUGAGCAAAUACUAGAAACCCAUCUCACUACCUCAUUUUUCUUAUAUUGAAUAUGUUUUUGUUUAUCAGGGUUCAUGCUACAUGUCAGAUCAGGAAUAUCACUUACAUAUUUGUUCCGUCAAAAGAUAUACUAUCAAUUAUGGAAUUGCACACAGAU
Molecule: messenger RNA, 2134 nt
Organism: Oryza brachyantha (malo sina)
Lineage: Eukaryota; Viridiplantae; Streptophyta; Magnoliopsida; Poales; Poaceae
Exons: 10
Coding region: 1-1773 (590 amino acids)
Biological process (GO): vegetative to reproductive phase transition of meristem
Source: RefSeq, a predicted model, not a curated record